AUGAAGAUUGCGGAGCUCCAGCAGCAACAACAACAGGCUGAGGGAAGAGUGGAUGACUUAGAAGAUGCAUGGAGGCGGUACAACUUGAAGCUCCAGUGUGUACCUGAAUCAGUAGGGCCUGAAGACUUCCUCAUUAUCUUCAGAGGUUUCUCGCAGCCUUCCUGCCUCCCAAACCAGCAGGUGCACCACCAUCUGUAGGUCCAGACCUUAUUGUCCGCUUUCAAUUGCUGGAAGACAAGACCCUACUCCAAACAGUGGUCCGUGGGAAGACUCCUAUAUCUUUUGAGGGUUCCACGAUUCAACUCUUCCCAGACCACACUAGAAAUAGUGUUGAAGACUACCACAAGCCCUCUUGCUUACGACACAGGGUGUAACUCAUCAAGUGGGAACCUAUCAAGACCUGGAAGCACAGAUGCACAAGAUGGGCCUUCUUGCCCUGACUGGAUUCAGAGGGACAGACCUGAACUGCAUUGAUCCAGCACAAGUCUUGGAGUUUACUCCCCGAUCAGCACAACCUUCCAUGUCCUCACAAACUGGGACCAGACUACCAGAAUGGCGGCAAAGUGGGAAUGAUAUAUCCUGGCUAUUUUUAUUCUUGGUUUAA
This is a messenger RNA of Pelobates cultripes (western spadefoot toad), 604 nucleotides long. NCBI's taxonomy places the organism in Eukaryota, Metazoa, Chordata, Amphibia, Anura, Pelobatidae. The record is from the annotation of a GenBank genome assembly.